Messenger RNA from Elephantulus edwardii (Cape elephant shrew), 753 nucleotides. It is a transcript of the gene MITD1, whose product is annotated as MIT, microtubule interacting and transport, domain containing 1. NCBI's taxonomy places the organism in Eukaryota, Metazoa, Chordata, Mammalia, Macroscelidea, Macroscelididae. Gene Ontology annotation, biological process: midbody abscission. The transcript has 7 exons. The coding region runs from base 4 to 753 and encodes 249 amino acids. Gene Ontology annotation, cellular component: midbody. The record is from RefSeq and is a predicted model, not a curated record.
AUUAUGGCGAGAUCUGGGAUCAGCCAGGAUCCUAACAGCAUCACCGCAGCCACUGUGCUAAAGCGGGCGGUGGAACUAGAUUCCGAGUACCGGUACCAGCAAGCUCUGGUAUGUUACCAAGAGGGAAUUGAUCUGCUUCUGCAGGUUCUGAAAGGCACAAAAGACGACACAAAGAAAUGUCAUCUCAGAAAAAAAAUUUCUGACUACAUGGACAGAGCUGAAAAUAUAAAGAAAUACUUGGAUCAAGAAAAAGAAGAUGGGAAAUAUCACAAGCAAAUUAAAAUAGAAGAGAACGCAACAGGUUUCAGUUAUGAGUCACUUUUUCAAGAAUACCUUAAUGAAAUGGUUACAGAAGUUUGGAUUGAAGAUCCUUAUAUUAGACAGACUCAUCAGCUGUAUAACCUUCUUCGAUUUUGUGAGAUGCUUAUUAAAAGAUCGUGUAAAGUGAAAACCAUUCAUCUUCUCACCACUCUGGCUGAAGACACUGCGAGAGCAGAGCAAAUGAAUGGCCUGAGAGAAAUAAAAGAUUCACUUAGGAAUCAUGGUGUAUUGCUGGAAUUAGAAUAUUCUUCUUCAAUACAUGACCGGGAGAUUAGGUUCAACAAUGGAUGGAUAAUUAAAAUUGGAAGAGGACUUGAUUAUUUUAAGAAACCACAGGGUCGUUUUACCCUUGGAUAUUGUGAUCUUGAUUUAAGACCAUGUCGUGAAACAACAGUGGAAAUUUUUCAUAACAAACACACAAAAAUGAUUUAA